UUCAAACCGGAAGUAGAAUAAAACUCCAAUCAACCCGGAAACAGACCAAAUGGAUAUGUACACAGACUGAAUUUCACAUUUAUGAAUUCUUUGAAAAAUGUCUUUUCUAGAAAAUGACACUGCUUCAAAAGAAAGGUUUAAUCUGUUAUUACUAGAUCCAGGAGAAAUCUAUUUUGAGGACUACAGUGUUUUCUAUUAUCCUUGUGGUCUUCCAGAACAAGAAGCUAUCAAAAGGAAACAGAGAGGACAUUUGAAAAUAUGUUCCAAAUCAAUGGUGUUUGUUCCAAAGGAAAGUCAGUACCCUAUACUGAAGUUUCCAUUAAGAUAUGUGACAGAAGUAGACGAAUGGUCUGGUGGGUUGUUUUCUAAGAUAGACCAUAAAGAUAAAAUGAUAAAAGUGGCUUGCACACAAACUGUAGCAAUGAAAGAAAAUAACAUACUGAGUCCAUAUGUCUUCAUUAAGGAACCAGCAGAACACAUUUUUUCACUGAAUUAUGUUGUUGUUGAUGAUUGUUUACCACAAAUAUGUCAAUUACACAGAGCCUCUACACUCCCCCCUUCUGAGCAGAAUGCUAUGAUAAAUGCUAUUGUUCUAUCCAGAAGAUCAAGAGUCAAGUUCAAUACAAGUUGGUUGGAAGAUUUAUAUGAAAAUAUUGUCCUGGAAACCCAAGGUGACAGAAUCACACCGUUGGUGACCAAUCCUGGACGUAUUAUGUUGACCAAUAAAAUAUUGUACUUCCAACCUUUUAAUAACAUAGAAAGUAUACCAGUAAUAAAAAUCAGAUUAAAAGAUAUAAACAGACUCAUUAAAAGGAGAUUUUUAUUGAGACAGAUAGGUAUAGAAAUUUUCUGUAAAGAUGGCAGCUCUUGUACUCAUCUGUACUUAUCAUUAUCUAGUCCAGAGUUACGCAAUGACCUUUUCUUCAAAAUGAAGGAACAAAGUGAUUUAGAUUUAGAGUCGCCUGGGCAGGAGGAUAUGACCUUAAGGUGGCAGAGUGGCAAUAUAUCUAACUAUGAUUAUCUUAUGUAUUUAAACAGUUUAGCGGACAGAAGUUUUAGUGACCUAACACAAUACCCAGUGAUGCCUUGGAUCUUAUCAGAUUACUCAUCUAGUCACCUUGAUUUAAACGACCCAUCAGUUUUUCGGGAUUUAUCCAAACCUAUUGGAGCAUUAAAUGAAGACAGAAUUGAGAAAACUAGGGAACGAUACAGAGAAAUGCCAGAACCCAAGUUUUUAUAUGGAUCUCAUUAUUCAACACCUGGUUAUGUUUUGUUUUACCUAGCUAGAAUAGCCCCAGAAUAUGUGCUGUGUUUACAAAAUGGUAAAUUUGAUCAGCCAGACAGAAUGUUUAACAGUUUGUUAGAUACCUGGCAGAACUGUUUAGAAGGUGCAGCUGAUUUUAAAGAAUUGAUACCAGAGUUUUAUUCUCCGGAUCAUCCUGAUUUCCUUUACAACAAAGGGAUCACAAAUUUCGGUAUCAGACAAGAUGGUAAACCAAUUGGUGACGUAGAUCUCCCACCUUGGGCAAUUAGUCCAGAGGAUUUUAAAGAGUCCCUGAGAAUGGCAUUAGAGUCUGAUUAUGUAUCAUCACAUCUUCAUCAUUGGAUUGAUUUAAUCUUUGGAUAUAAACAAAGAGGAGAAGAGGCAGAGAAAGCAGAUAAUGUAUUUUACUACAUGACUUAUGAAGGUGCAGUGGAUUUAGACAGUAUAUCAGAUCCAAACGAGAGAGCUCGUAUGGAGAUCCAGAUUAUGGAGUUUGGUCAAACACCCAAACAGCUGUUUAAAACACAACAUCCACAGAAGUUCCAACAUCCUAGUCCCCAGAGUACUGUUCAGUUUACACAGGAAGUAAAAGAAGGAAAUAGUCCUACACCAGAAAACUCUGAUGAUAUGCUAUCUACAGACACAGAUGAAGACCAGACACACUCUACAACAACGGUUUUUGAUGUGCAGGAGUUAAACAAUUUAGAAUUAUUUCACCAGUAUACUCUACAUAAAGAUUCAGUAACAGAUCUUUGUCUAGCCAGAGAUGGAAGAAAUAUUUUCUCUGUUUCUCAAGACAGUUUCUUGAAGAUGUAUUCAUUAGAAGAACAGAGGCAAUUAAGAAGUGUAAAUGUAUCUAGCAUGGCUUUAUCAUCAUGUCAGCUGUUACCAGACAAUUUAACCAUAGUGGUCGGAUCCUGGGACAAUAAUGUAUAUUUUUACAGUAUUGAGUUUGGCAGAAUUUUAGAAACUUUAAUAGCACAUGAUGAUGCAGUUUCUGAUGUAUUUUGGAUAAACAACAUUUUAUUUACAUCUUCCUGGGAUUCUACAGUAAAGAUGUGGAGUUUUACCCCACCAUCACCAUCUAAUCCUUUUGUUCCAGCUCAGUUUGUGGGACAACUGGAUCAUGAAUCUGGUGUGAACUGUCAGUGUGUUGAUAGCAACUGUCAGAUACUGGUUACUGGUUCAAAGGAAGGGCAAAUAGUAAUAUGGGAUAUCAGAUCUAUGUACCAGUUAACAGAACACAAUCUUCAUUCAUCCAAGGUCAAUGCAGUAACCUUGAGUCAAGAUAAUAAGAGAAUUUUAUCCAGUGGAGAAGAUUGUUACCUGAAAGUGCUGGAUAUUGAGACAGGAACUGAAAUAUUUGUCAAAGAUUUACAGGACCAAAUUAUGUGUUUUAUGUGGUGUGGAGAUUUGUUACUGACAGGAAGCUAUUCUGGUGACCUUCAAGUUUGGGAUAUGGAUAGAGGUCAAGUGGUUGUAAAGAAAUCUUUACAUUCAGAUGCUAUAACUUGUAUAGACAUUGGUAAUAACACCAUUGUAACUGGAGGUCAAGACAAGGUCAUCAGUUUGUGGAAACCAUAAAAAUAGUUCUUUAAGCUGGAAGUCUUGUUUAUUUAUGUGGCAGCAGUAACCAAACAGAUCUAUCUGACUUAUUUUGGAUACACAAAGUAACUUUGGUCAAUGGAACAAUAGAGGUCAUUAUAAUGUCAAGGUCAACAGAAAGUAGUACAAGAUAUGUGUAUUUCUGUUUCAAGGGAACACUUUCUUGUAUUCUAAGAGACAAAGGAUUAACAGGGUAUUCCAAUUAAACAUGCACAGUACAGGUACCGAGAGAAUCACAUCUAUAGGUAGGGUUCAAGUAUGCCCGAUAAAGGCAUGAGAAAUAUUGAAAAUGCAUCUGUUAAAUGGAAGUCAUGUAAAAAUUGAACAUAUGACUGUGAUAUCAUUUUGUUAAAACAUAUAGUUAUUGUUAUUGUUAUAAGUAUGUAUGAAAAGUUUGGUUGUAUUUACUUUUGAAAUGAUUUUAAUGGCAAGUCAUUAAAUUUUGUAUUAUAUUACAUAUCACCUGUUAUACAUGUUUAACAUUUUCUCCAUUUGGGUUAGGCCACACCAAUUUAAUUUCUUGUUCUAUGAAUUUUUGGACUUCAAAAUUUGGGGCGAGAAAAAAGUAGUUUAAAAUAUGAUGUAACUCUCCUCUUUUUGAGUACAAAAUUCUAAGUUUUCAAAGGUUUUGUAAAGAAGAACUAUACAAAUCCUUGGUAUUUCUAUUUUCUUUUCUACAUCAGUAAAAUGAUCCCUUGUCUGAGGGAGGGUUGUUCUCUACCUGAUAAUAACAAACACAGGUCAAAGUACGGCCUUUUACACAGGGCUUUGAUACAGACCAAACAGCAAGCUAUAAAGGACCCCAAAAUUAUAAGCAUACACAAUUCGAACAGAAAACCAACAAUCUAAUUUAUAUAUCCAAACGUGAAAAUACCAAUGAACAACAUCAACAAACAAUAACUGUUGAACAACAGGCCCCUGAAUCAAUCAGGACCGGUGGAUAAACAUGCAGUGGCUAUGGAUUGGAUAGUUUUGUUUCAGUGCAGGAAAUGGACAUGAUUACAUUUCCACAUGCGGGAAGUGGGAAUAUAAAAAAAAUAAAAAAAUUCUGUUUUGAAAAAAAUAGGUGCAGGAGGGCCCGUCGAACAAGGAAUCAGAUUGGUGUGGCCUUAGGUGGAGAGUUGUCUGUCUCAUUAUCAAUCUUACCACAUUUUCUAACUUUUAUAUUUGAAUAUGUAGUUUAUUUUAGUUGUAUUUUGUCAGAAUUAUAUGUUUCUUCUUGCUAUGAUAAGUCAUGAAAUACACAGUAACUCAUUUGAAGAGAGGGGAUUGUUGAGUCUUGUGAUAAGGAUGUUUGGUGCUUAAAUUCAUUCAAUAUAAUGGCAUUUUACAAAUGGAAUAUUUUUCCAUAGAUAUUAUGUAUAAUACAUGUACAUAAAAAAUUGAAAUAAUAGCUGUUACUCAUAUAAAAUAAAGAGGAAGAAGGAUUGGCUAUUAAACAUCCUUUUUUUAUAAUGAAUUGUUAAGAAUUGUUCAAAAUCAAGUUAGAUAUACCAACAAACUUUUUCAUGCCUAAGGGAAAUAUCUUAAAAAUCAAUACUUUUUAAACUCUGGAUUUAGUUCAAUGAAAAAGUUAUCAAAAGGUAUAUGCAUGUUAUAAGUCGUGGCCAGUGCCAAAUCAAUGGUCAUGUACCAAUGAUAAAUUAGAAAAAUAUGUAUGCAAUGGUUAUGGACAAAGUUUCCAGACAAUUAUUAUAGAUAAUAUGUUAUACAUCUAAUUAUAAAUUCUUAGAAACUAAAACAUGUUAAUUAAAUUAUAUAUUUGCAUGAUUAUUUAAUGUUAAUGUUUAUUAUUGUUUAUUUAGUAUAUGCAACCACCAAUGUGCAAUCAAAUGCAAAUCAUUUUUACUAUGCCAAAAUUUAGCUGUUACCAGUAAAUAUUUACUGUUUGAUAUUAUUAAAAUAUGAAAUAUUC
This is a messenger RNA of Mytilus trossulus (common blue mussel), 4784 nucleotides long. RefSeq names its product protein FAN-like. The coding region runs from base 98 to 2848 and encodes 916 amino acids. The transcript is spliced from 32 exons. The record is from RefSeq and is a predicted model, not a curated record. Lineage: Eukaryota; Metazoa; Mollusca; Bivalvia; Mytilida; Mytilidae. Gene Ontology annotation, molecular function: protein binding.